GUAAUACUCGAUACCUGAGGGCCUGAUUGAUCAUUCACUGCAUUCUCCCCCCAAUCCCUCCUCGCUUCUCGGUGUUAGUCGCAAGGCCCGGAUUGGUCGAUCUCCCAUCAUGCCUGCCACCCCCGAGCGCAGGAGCGACCGCGGAGCCCUGGCGCGUCGCAACCGCGAUUAUCCUCAGGACCAGCAACUCUCUCCCUUUCGACGAGCUCGUCAAACUCGUCUUGCCGAUACUUUUGACGCGUCGUUUAUGCCCGAUAACUUCGCCGAUUACAACAGCCGACAAUACCGGAGGAACUUCAGCCAAACCGGAAGUUUCCGCAAAGCAUUCGAGUUUACAUCGCGUUUACCCAGCAUGUCGGAUCGUGAGGCCGCCCCCUACACUUUUGGGUCGCCAAACCGGACCAGACGACAGAGUUUCAACCCCGCCUCUCCCGAGUCCAACCCUCCGAAUGAGCUGGCAGAGGCGUAUCGGCAGAUCGAUGACGCGGGGAGUCUCGCUGACCUAGACCCGGAGGAUGAUUUCAACUUUUCCCUACGAAGUAGUCGCAGCCGGCGCUCAUCGUCGGCAUCACGUCUGCGAGGGGAGGAUUUGUUCGCGGCUGCCGACGCGGAUUUCUUGAACGAGAUCUCCGACGAUUCCCUGCGCCGCAAGCUGGUCGACCAUGUCCAAGAUGAAAAGCGAUUGAGACGAGCCACAUCCAGCCGAUCACCUGUGUUAAGCAAUGCGGGGAACAUAAAUCCGUUGACGUCGGAGAAUCUGCAACGGCGCGAGGAGGAGGAGGACGAGCAAGAGAUGGAACUGGAAGAGGACGAUGGUCUCAAGCCCUCCUUGAACCUUCCCAACACUUGGGGGAGCCGGGCGGCUUAUCGCCGUGACUGGUUGAAGAAGAUGACCCGGCGCACCGAGCUUCCAGACAUGCCAGCUGAAAGGGCGAAGGACCCAUCGCCUCCGAGAUUCGAGGCCCCAGAAUUGACCCUCGAAAGCAAAUCCAAUAGGUACAACAGGGUUCCGUUAUCCGACGCACAUAACAAGCUGGCCUUUGAACAAAACGCCGAGAAAUCCAUUGAGGGCGACCCAAUACCAAACACGCCGAUUGUCGUUUACAAGAACUCAACCUUUACGAAGCGAAGUCCCACAAAGAGAGACUCUCAAGAUUUGCUUCGGAAACUGUCGAGAACCGAGAGUCCAGGCCAGCAGCUUAUGACCCCGGAGUCUCAGAAAGUUCCGGAAAGACACAUCUACGACAAGACGCCUAUUGUGACGGGUGCGUGGAUCGAUACGCCGGUGACUGAACGGGUGGAGCGGGUGAGCGAGUUCCCAGAACAUCUGUCUCAGGAUAUAGUGCCAUCGCCGCCAAGGAAUGAUCGGUACGUGCCUACGCAACCUACGAUCGACGAAGUGUCCCAAACGUUCGAGUUGGAAGAAAGACAGAGGCACGAGGAUCGAGAGAAGGAACAAGAAGAAAAGAGACGGCGGGAGGAACGAGAAAGAGAACAGAGGCAGAGGGAGGAGAGGCAGAAGGAGAAACAGAAGGAGGAAAAGCAAAGGCUAGAACAGGAGGAGCAGAAACGAAAGGACGCAGAGCAGAAAUCCCAGGAAAAGAAGGACGUGCUGAAGAAAGCGGAACAAACGACUGGGAAGGCAAAGGCAAAGGACAAGCCACCAUUGGUCAAACCCGACUUGCCCAAGAGCGCCCUAGAGACGGUUUUGCAAGAUUUCAAGUCCCACAAAGUCUCCUUGGACGUCGGUGAUGAUACGAUCGAGUCGCUCCAAGACAUCAUUGACGGGCAACCCGGCGAGCUAAAGACCGAGGAAGAGGAUGAUGCUGCAUACGAGAAGGAGAUUUUGAAGAAGCUGGAGCUUGCAAGCUCCGGAAGCCGAGAGACAGUGGACCUGGACCGGCUCAACGAAAAGCUCAAGUCAUUGGCGGACAAUAUUCAGAGAGUCAAAACCGGGCUGAAUGGCUUGGAGGCCCAGGUAUCCCGAGAUGCGGACGUCCUUGCCUCGGCCCCAAGGGGCAAGCGAUCCCAUCAGCAUAGCUGUGAGAAUUGCAACGGAGAGCAUGACGGCCGUGUCUACGCAUUGGUCUCUCUUCCACGUCUAUGGAGACGGGAUCCUGUCUCUCGACGCAUCCGUCCGACGCGGCUGGGAUGGUGCUCUCUCAUCCUGCUCCUGUGGUUCUACUCCGAGUCUACCAUGUGUGAUCUGUACUGCCACCCUUCCAUCUCCGACACCUGCCAAGGAAAUUGCUUGCUCCCGGAUGCUCCCUGUUUUCCAUACGUGAUUCCGACCAUGCUCUGGCGCUGGCUGCACCUGUCGUCGAUCUUCACCCCUCUCUGGACUGUCACCAUUGCGCUUGCCAGACUUCUGGCACAGGUGCUUGGCUUCUGGGAUGGAUAUGUGGAGGAGGCUCCCCGUCCGGUUAAUCUGACCGGCGAGGUCCGCAUCCAUGGCCGAGUGACCAACUUUCCUACGGCGGCAGCUCCAUCUCGGGGGUUCUUCUCUCCGCCUAGACUGUGGUCUGAGAAAGAGCCGACGGUGGUUCCGGAGGCGGUUCCCGAGUUGAAGGUGGAGGAUAUUCCAGCACCCUCUUGGGAGGAUGAUGGCUCCAUGGACGAUGAUGAGUAUAUUUAGUUUAUCUUUUAGGUCGUUUAGCGUGAUACUUUGGAGUUGCUUGGAGUUGCUUGGAGUUAGUUGCCUGUGGAGUUGGGUAAUACCUUGGUGGAUUUGGAUUGAUUCUCGGCAAUUUGCUAUGAAUGUGAUUACUGGCUUAACUUGUAUUCAAUUCGAAUGGAGCUAUUCUUAUCUAAGGUUAUCGUUGAUCUGCAAGACGCGCGCUAGCUCUUCCC
Aspergillus ibericus CBS 121593 is the source of this 2850-nucleotide messenger RNA. RefSeq lists its product as uncharacterized. The record is from RefSeq and is a predicted model, not a curated record. Lineage: Eukaryota; Fungi; Ascomycota; Eurotiomycetes; Eurotiales; Aspergillaceae. The transcript has a single exon. Bases 110 to 2635 code for a protein of 841 amino acids.